This is a messenger RNA of Cucurbita maxima (winter squash), 630 nucleotides long. Its product is annotated as transmembrane emp24 domain-containing protein p24beta2-like. Bases 1 to 630 code for a protein of 209 amino acids. Gene Ontology annotation, cellular component: endoplasmic reticulum-Golgi intermediate compartment; endoplasmic reticulum; COPII-coated ER to Golgi transport vesicle. NCBI's taxonomy places the organism in Eukaryota, Viridiplantae, Streptophyta, Magnoliopsida, Cucurbitales, Cucurbitaceae. The record is from RefSeq and is a predicted model, not a curated record. Gene Ontology annotation, biological process: intracellular protein transport; Golgi organization; endoplasmic reticulum to Golgi vesicle-mediated transport. The transcript has 4 exons.
AUGGCGGCUUUGUUCAUAUCAUCACACCCAGUUCUGGGGAUUAGAUUUGUGAUCGACAAGGAAGAAUGCUUCUCUCACAAUGUUGAAUUCAUCAGAGAUACCAUUUAUCUCUCUUUUGUCGUCGUUAGCGUUAAUACCUGGCGGCAUCAUGCUCACAAUGGCGUUGAUCUUUUGGUGAAAGGGCCUUUAGGGGAGAGAAUUGAAGAAAUUAGAGGGAAAACAAGUGAGAAAUUUGAGUUUAUUUCUCUUAGAAAAGGGCGAUAUCAUUUCUGCUUCAUCAACAACUCACCCCACCAAGAGACCAUAGAAUUUGAUAUCCAUAUCAAUCAUUACUAUGAGUUCUAUGAUGAUGAUGAACAACAUGUAAAAGAUGAACAUUUGAGCCCUUUAUUGGCUCAAAUAAAGAAGUUGGGAGAAACCUUGGGCGUUAUUGAGUUUGAACAGCAAUGGUUAGAGGCACAGACAGAGCGACAAGCCAAAGUGAAUGAAGCAAUGAGCACAAUGGCGAUUCUGAAGGCUGUUCUCGAAUCAGCAGCACUCAUCGGUGCAAGCAGUCUUCAAGUUUUCCUUCUGCGUCGCCUGUUCGAGAAAAAAGUUGGAAGCCUGUAUUCGAGCACCUACAGAAUAUAA